This is a messenger RNA of Hydra vulgaris (swiftwater hydra), 759 nucleotides long. Its product is annotated as death-associated protein 1. The record is from RefSeq and is a predicted model, not a curated record. Gene Ontology annotation, molecular function: death domain binding. Lineage: Eukaryota; Metazoa; Cnidaria; Hydrozoa; Anthoathecata; Hydridae. Gene Ontology annotation, biological process: cellular response to amino acid starvation; apoptotic signaling pathway; negative regulation of autophagy.
UCAAUAAAACCUUCGUUAAAAAUAACAAAACAAAAAACAAAAAAACAAUGAAAACACCCUUGUAAAUUAAUCGGAACUCUUGGGAAUAUUACGAAGAAUAAAUGUAAUUCAUGAUACACUCAGUUACUAGAUAUUUUACAAGAAAGCUCAUACCGUCAGGUUCUGUAAAUUAAAUACCAUUUACUUUAAAUUUCCAAAAAGUCCACGUGUAACUGUCGUUAUUUUAAAAAUUGAACAGAAAUACGUUAAUUAACAAUGUCUUCUCCGCCAAAAGAAAAUUUAAAAGCAGGCCAUCCACCUGCAGUGAAGGUUAGUGGUAUGCGAGUAGUACAGCAUUCACACAAUCACUCUGAGAAGUUAACAAAAGAAGAACGAGAGAAGGAGGAAGUAGAGUUUCAAACUGAAAAGCCCGUAAAUGAAUCCUUAGUCGUAGGAGGUGCAAUUACAAAAGGAGAUAAAGAUUUCUCUACAGCGGCUGUAAAAGUUGCUCAUGAGAAACCAAUGCCUUCAAAGGAGAAACAUCAAAAAGGAUGGUCAGCUCAUGGUCACCCUAAUAUUGUUUUAAUGCAGCCCGGAAAACAGUAAAAAUGUUAUUACUCUUGAAUUUUUGCUUAUGGUUUUUUUGUGGUUGGAAUGGUUUUUUGUGAUGGUUUUGUGGUUAUUCUACUCUUUUUAAAUUAUUUUUUAAGAGAAUAAAUAAAUUUAUUAUUACGAAUUCUUUGUACAAUUUAUUUUAAGACUGUAUUGGUGAACUGCUUA